Psylliodes chrysocephalus is the source of this 1735-nucleotide messenger RNA. Lineage: Eukaryota; Metazoa; Arthropoda; Insecta; Coleoptera; Chrysomelidae. The record is from the annotation of a GenBank genome assembly.
UUUCGAAUCUGCUUGCACUUCGGCUUGCACAUGCACCCGAUUCGGCUUGCAACGCGUACGUCUCUGAUCACUUCGAUUCGUUUCGUUCACUUAUCGCAAUCAGACAAAAAAAAAUUGGAAAAUGUCUACUUGCUUGCCGUCGAAGAUCUCGGGUCUUACGUGGGAUUCGGGUGUCGUUUUUUUGUGAAUAUAUUCGGGGUUGGUGGUGAAAUUUUGUGGUGGUUGUGUUGUUGGAUACGCAAUUUCGAUCGGGCGUGAUCGAGAUACGCUAUUGGAUUAUUGCCCCUUUUCUCCUUUCGUGUGAUUUUCUUCAUUAUCCUAUUUCCGUGAAGCAAUCACUCUUCGGUAUCUACCUGCUACGUCUAAGGUUAUGACUAAGAUUCUGAGAAAUGGAACCAAAAGACGAAAUAGAUAUUAAAUUAUUACUAAACUAUCCUCUAAUAUCGAAGUCUGUCGAAGAUGAUUCUAUAGUUUAUAAAGGUAUAAUAGAAAUUGAUGAUGAAGACUACAGGAUAUGUAUUAAACAAACCUUUCCAAAUGACUUCAUAUUAGAACUUCCAUCAAAUCUGCAAUCUCUUGAAGAAGGUUUUGGAGAUAAUGCACAUCAAACACAUGAUAUAAUUAUGUAUUUGGAUUCUCUGAAGAAAUACAUAUCAUCUAAAAUACCUUCAAAAAAACCUCAAAAUCAUUGUGAGACUUACCGACAAGUAUUAUACGAGUUCUCUGAAUUUUCAAAAUUUUACUUAAACUUAAAAUCUUGCUACCUAGCCUAUGAUUUAAGUAAAGUUAGUGUUACUACUUUAGAUGAGCAAAAUCGGGAACAUUAUAUUGAAAUUAGAGUCGAUUAUGGAGACAAAAAGAACAUUUUUGAAAUCGCAGAGUUUGAUUUACCUUAUGAAAAGGAUAAAUUUAAAAAAUCGUCUAAUUUAAAAGUUGUUUAUAACCAGUUUGUAGAUGUCAUCGAAACAUUACAGCCUUUUUUUAGUUUGAUGGAAGAUUUUGAUAAAAAUUGUAAUAUUUUGGAUCCUGUGCCACAAAAAAAAAGAUACAAUUACAGGAGAAUUUGGCUAGGUGAUACCUUAUCGCUAAUUAUAACUAUAGAUCCAUUCAGUUUGGGUAAAAUGCCCAACAUCAUCUUCCUUGGCCCAGAAAGGAUGGUAGAAUCUUAUCGUUCCACCAUGAACCAAAAUUUAGAGAAUUGGGAUCCAACCAAUGGCAUAUAUAUUGAAAUACUCAAAUUAAUAGGUCUGGAUACAUUCCCUAAAAAAUCCGACGACGCCGAAGGCAAGAAUGAUGACCUUUUGCUUGAAGCAGGAGAUUGUAGCAUUUGUUUUUUACUUAAGUUGAACGACAAAUUGCCGGAGAUCGUCUGCAGGAAUAAAUUUUGUGAUAAUUGUUAUCAUACAGAAUGUUUAUAUGAGUGGUUAAUAUCUGUCAAUUCAAGAAGAUUUUUUACAGAAGUUGUUGGCGCGUGUCCGAAUUGCGAGAAGAAUAUCUCCUGUCCUAUUCCUAAUUAGGAUCCAUUUCUUUUUAGUUUUUGAUACUGUUUUAUAUUUUUUUUAUAUAAAAAAGAAAGUUUUGUUCUACAGAGAUUGUUGAAGCGUGUCCGAAUUGUGAGAAGAAUUCCUGUCUUAUCUAUUUUUUUUUUAAGUUUUUGAUAUUGUUUUAUAUUUUUUUUAUAAUAUAAGAAUGUUUUGUUCUACAGAAGUUGUUGACGUGUAUCCUAAUCUAAUUG